UCCACAAAAGCAGACGUCAAGGGCCUGUGCAUCAAAAUUUAGAAUAAGCGCACGUGCAACUUUCAAUGUGAAAGGUUAAAGUAAUCGAUAACAACACUUCAGAUCCAAUAUGGCGACGCGCUGGUUGCAUCUCUAUUUCCUUGUGUAGAAUGCAUGGUGUGUGUGACUGUCUGCUUUAAAACCAGAACUACCAUGGAUAGAAUUUUUGGGACCCCGGAGGAACCUUUGUUUAAUGAUAAGUAUACAGCUGUGACUGCAGAUAUCCUUCAAGAAUGGCUCAUUUCUCUGGCUUCAAUUAAUAACAAGAGUGUAGCUUGUUCUUCUCCUCAGGAGCAGGGUCUAUUCAAGACGGGUGAUUAUGCAGAAUUUGUCUUCAAUGCAUGUGAAAUUUUUAAGAUGGCUCCCGAAGCAAAGUACCUUGCAUUAGAAAUAUUUGAUAGGUUUAUGGUACAGCACAUCAAGGAUCUAUACAGCCAUGUGACCCAAAGUGGAAGUAACCAUUGCCGAUCUGACUGGAAGGCACUACUUGAUAGAAUCAAGAAUCAGUUGAAACUUCGGGCCGUGUCAUGUUGUCAAAUUGCAAGCAAAUUGACUUCUCACUACAAGAUAAUAUCUGCAUCAAAAGCCCGGAGGUUCCUCCGUGAUCACUGUGGACAUCGUUACGCUGCUGAUGGUAUCCUCCAGUCUGAGCUACGAGUUCUGAAGACCUUAAAUUACAACGUCACUGUACCAUCUACUCUUACCUACAUAGAGACUCUGCUGGAAAUUCUAGGACACAAUGAGCGCGAGGCAGAAGUGAAAGUAUAUCAUGCUGUGUCAAUGCAGGUGUUGACAGUGGUCUACAUUAGCUACUCUGAAGUUUACAAAUGCCUGUUUGAGGUGACCAUUCACUCACCACGCAACAAAGACAGGAAGAAAUACAUGGCAGUAAGAGCGGACAAAAUGCUGCUGGCAGUAUCUGUGAUAGUUUCCUCUGUCUACUUAGCUGAUCAGCUGUUAUCAGAUAGGAUAACAGAGGAGUUAAGCAAGAUAACGCGCAUACCCUGUGAUGACAUUAUAGACCUCACCUCAGUCAUAGUUCAAUUAAUCAUGGAGGGCAGCUAGGACCGUUUGGACCACGAGACAAAGCUUUAUCAUUAAUGCCAGCUGGAGAACUAAAUUAUUUCCUGGAACCAUCUGCCAUAUUGGAUAAACUUCGGCUAAAGGUCAUAUGGAAAGCGAAGAAAGGUUCACCUCAUGAACUUCAAUACUGUGAUUGUGGUGAGAAUUUAGAAACUACUGUCAAGUUUGACGCUCUCAACAUGAAGCUUAUAUAUAGUAAGAAACUGUAGGUAGACAGUGAUAUACAAGCCAGAUUAUUUGACAUUUCUGUUUAUAAAAUUAUAUUUGCAGUUGUUACGUGGUGUACUCAUAGCAUUGCUGGUGUAAUCUUUGUGAUACCUAGUAGCCUACUGAAUGCAUGUUUAGUACAGGUUUACAUUGGUCACUAAUUAUAUAUUGUUGAAAGUUUGCUAUUCUUAUUAGUUAAUUGAAAUUAUCUUAAAUCUUUAAACAUCCGUAUCUGUUAGACGUCUUGAUACAAAAAAAAACUGGAUAUGGGCAUUUGAUUUAGGAGUUAUACUUAUGCAAGACAGUAAGUUCAAUUCUGGGGUAGAUGGAUAUUUCUGUCAUAAAAACAAUUGCCGUUGUUAGAUUACAAAUGAGUUAAUAUGUAGUUGAUAUUUUAGUUCCGAUAUAUACUUUAAACGUGUUAAAUAUGUGAUUUAGUGAUUGUUGUUGGCUUUGAAAAUGAAUUGUUGAUUGUAACAUUUGUUAAAACAAGGUCGAGUUUCGUAUGUAAUUGCUUUGAUUUGUCCGAUAUUGGAUGAAAGGAGUUGUAAAAGGUAAACAUCCCAAAAUUAACGUUCCUGUAACCGAUGUGUUUUAUAAAAAAUGCAAGCAUACUCUUGACUAUGUUAUAUCGUGAUAAUUACUUUAAGUUUAAUGUACUCAGUUUGAUACUAAUAUGUUUAGCUUCUGCUUGCAGUUGAUGUUAAUUAUGAACUUUGACAGUUCAGUGUUUAUUCGGACAUUCAUGCGAAUAGCUGUCGUUGUCAUUGAUUAUUAAAAGGACAUGGAUUGUAUUGAGGCAGCGCCUUAAACAUUUCAUUAUUGGUACAACAAAUGUUGCAAACUCAGUUUGAUAUCUACAUAUGUAUACAUUUUCUAGUUAGAAAUUUGUUGGAAAUUGGUACAGUUAAUUAUCAUUCCGUUCUUAAGCUUUUGUCCGUCUGUCCGUCCGCCCGACUUUCUUGAGUGCGUGCUUCCGUUAUAACCUUGUGCACGCGAUAUCUGUUAAACCCAUGGAAGCUUUAGUUCAUAUGCACACAGCAUCAGUGUAUAAAACUGGUUAGAAUUUGAAUUUCAUUUGUCGAGGUAUAAGGUCAAAGGUCGAGUUGACCAACUUUAAGAACCCCAAUAGUUCAUAUUUACAUGUUACUACAUUAUCAAGGUCUUCACCUGGUUAGAUAAUGGUCUCAUUGUUAAAGGUAAAAGAUUACAUUUGACCGGUUGCUAAAUAAAAAAUGCCAUGUACAAGAUAUAUUUUGAACUUCUUGACCAAUAUAUGUUUCUGAUGAAAGGGGUGGGUUCGGGAUGGUUGUACCUAUAUAUUCCUCUGAUCACUUUGUCUUUAUUCUAUUUCAAGUUUUAUAUUGGUACAGUAAUCGAGUUUGUGUAUGAUAGACGAGUCUAGUGAGUGUGCUGUGUAGUUAUCGCUUUUAACAGUUUGAUACUGAAUGAUAGGCUUAGAUAUUAUAAUGUUAUUGGAACAUGUUUUUUUCAUAAACAGUCUUGCUUACUCAAAUGUUGUGAAAAAAGUGCUAUAGGAAGUCGGAGUAAUUGUAAUUGGAUUUUGAAGCUGGGAACAUACGAACGUUCCAUAACUCAAUAUUCUUUUUGUUACUCCCUUUUCCGAAGUGUCUUGUUUUUAUUGUAAGGAGUUUUGUGAUAAUAUUUGUAAUACUAUUACGAGCUUAUUCGGCAAGGGCCGCUAUAUUUACGUUGUUAAUGAGUUUGUAAGUUAUGUUUAUUUACCAAUACAGGACCUACAUCAAUAAAGUGUUAUACUAUGCAUGUA
Molecule: messenger RNA, 3118 nt
Organism: Pecten maximus
Lineage: Eukaryota; Metazoa; Mollusca; Bivalvia; Pectinida; Pectinidae
Product: cyclin N-terminal domain-containing protein 1-like
Exons: 8
Coding region: 154-1104 (316 amino acids)
Biological process (GO): reciprocal meiotic recombination
Cellular component (GO): site of double-strand break
Molecular function (GO): microtubule binding
Source: RefSeq, a predicted model, not a curated record